Messenger RNA from Anarrhichthys ocellatus (wolf-eel), 924 nucleotides. RefSeq names its product UDP-glucuronosyltransferase 2A2-like. NCBI's taxonomy places the organism in Eukaryota, Metazoa, Chordata, Actinopteri, Perciformes, Anarhichadidae. Gene Ontology annotation, molecular function: glucuronosyltransferase activity. The record is from RefSeq and is a predicted model, not a curated record.
GUCCCGUAUAAAAGAUCUGAGUUUCAAGGCAUCGUUGAGGAGUUCAUCCACUUCUCGAUGUACAAGUCUCACGUCUCGUCUCCGCUGCAGAAGUUUACGAUGUUUCGUGAUUUCAUGCAUCAGUCGGUCGACUUCGGACUGCAACAGUGCGACUCCAUGUUGAAGAACGAGCAGCUCAUGGCGACUCUGCGCGACUCUGCGUUCGACGCCGUCCUCCUGGACCCGAUGAUCAUGUGCGCCGACCUGGUGGCCGACGUGCUCGGCCUGCCGUUCGUCGUCUCGCUGAGAUUCUCGUUCGGCGGCGUCCUGGAGCGACAGUGCGGCCACUCGCCGGCGCCGCUGUCCUACGUUCCGGUGUCUCCGCUGACGUACGGCGACCGCAUGACGUUCGUGGAGCGGUUGAUCAACAUGCUGACGUACGUUUGGAUCUCAGCGUUCCGCGAAGUGUUCUUGGGGCGGCCGCUGGAUAAGUACUGCAGUGAGGUGAAAGGAGGUCCCAGCAGCUUCUGCACGACUCUGGGGAAAGCCGACAUCUGGCUCAUCAGAUCCUUCUGGUACCUUGAGACGCUGCGACCGAUCCCGCCGAACUUCAAAUACGUGGGCGGUCUGCACUGCAAACCGGCCAAUCAGCUGCCAGAGGACCUGGAGGCCUUCGUGCAGAGUUCGGGCGACGCCGGCGUGGUGGUGGUGGUUUCCUUCGGCUCCAUGGUAACCAAUCUGACGGCAGAGCGCGCUGACGUCAUCGCCGCCGCCUUCGGACGGAUCCCGCAGAAGGUCGUUUGGAGGUUCAGAGGAAAAGCUCCGAAAACUUUGGCAGCGAACACAAAGCUCUCUGAUUGGAUCCCUCAGAACAACCUGCUGGGUACACACACACAUAUAUAUAUGCAUACCUAUCGUUUUCUUUUUUACAAAGGUGGAUUUUAA